Drosophila obscura is the source of this 2305-nucleotide messenger RNA. RefSeq names its product exocyst complex component 7 (gene Exo70). Gene Ontology annotation, biological process: exocytosis. Gene Ontology annotation, molecular function: phosphatidylinositol-4,5-bisphosphate binding. The record is from RefSeq and is a predicted model, not a curated record. Lineage: Eukaryota; Metazoa; Arthropoda; Insecta; Diptera; Drosophilidae. Gene Ontology annotation, cellular component: exocyst. The transcript has 8 exons. Bases 100 to 2184 code for a protein of 694 amino acids.
GCGAGUGUAAUAUCGUUAUCGGUGGAUUUACAAGUGUUUUUUCGUACAUUUCAACAAAAAUUAAUACAAUUAAGCUAUAAUUAGCUUGUUUGCAGUAAAAUGAACAAUCUAGAUAGUUCAUUGCAGGCGCACAACAAAUUGGAAAAGGAAGCAACCAAUUUGGCCAAUUUGGCAACCAAUUUGGAUAAGUACCAUGAUCUCUCCACGCAAAUGUCCAGCAUUCUUACCAUCUUUGAGAAGCGCCUUGGUAACCUAGAGCAAACUAUAUUGCCCGUGUAUCAGGAAACGGAGCAGCUACAGAAGCGACAGCAAAACCUAGAGGCAACACUCAAUUGCCUGGAGAGCGUACUCUCGCACUACGAUGUCUCCCAGGAGGUGUGCCAGCUUAUACAUCAGGGGCCGCUGGAGGGAAACAUAUCCGUGUUUCUGGAGGCGCUGGCCAAGCUGCGCGCCGCCAUGGACUACUUUUUGCACAACAAUUCGCAAAGUGUGGAGCUGGAAAAUGUCACCAGUCUCUUCAACACCGGCUGCGAGGGCCUGAACCAGCACUACAGCAUGCUGCUGAAAAAGCACAGUGCCCCACUGAAGCCAGUGGAGCUGCUGGAUCUCAUCUACAUUGAAGAUGACUCAUCCAGCGAUGAGUACACCUCCUUUCGCCAACUGUCGCAGACCACCCGCGAGGAGUUGUUCACGAUUUCGCACUGGCUGGAGCAGAACAUGCGCGAGUACACCCACAUCUAUGCCACGGAGAGGGGGGAUGUGGUGCUGCGCUCGCUGCAGCUGCUGAAAGAUCAUCAGAAGAGCAACAGCUGGGGCCACGAAGCUUUGAGACCUCGCCACAGCGGACGCCAAGCGGAGCCCAAGAAGAACACCUCGGCGCGUCUGCAGCAAAUUUUCGAGAAGAAGGCCAACAAGCUGUAUCUGCGGGCGACACAAACCAUUGAGCAGUCGACUGGAUUCUCCAUUAAGAAGGCUUCAUCCCAUUCAGAUCACUUGACCUCCGAGGACCUGCUGGAUGGGGACCAGGAGCUGGACAAGUAUCUGGUCAUGCUGCUGGGCCUGCAGCGGCUGCUCAACUGGGAGCGAGCCAUUAUGCACGACAUAAUACCGCAGUCGAAGCACAACGAGGUCUUUGCCCGUCUCGCCUUCAAUGCUAUCGAGCUGGUGGUCAAGGAUGCGGAGGCCAUUACCCAGCGCAUUCUGCGCUGCAUCUCACGCAAGGAGUGGACCUCGGCCCUGGGUAUAUUUUCCGCUCUGAAGCGUGUCAUACUGCUCCAGCCAGACAUUGAGCGCACAUACGAUCCGGCUCAGCGGGAACAGCUCACCAAGGUGCUCAAUAAACUGCAGCAUACGGGCGCCAAGGCUUUGGAGCACUUCCUGGACGUGGUCAAGGGCGAAUCGAGCACAAAUAUCGUCGGCCAGAGCAAUGUGCCCAAGGAUGCCACCGUUCACGAGCUGACCUCCAAUACCAUUUGGUUCAUUGAGCAUUUGUAUGAGCACUUUGAUGUGAUUGGCUCCAUACUGGCCCAGGAUGUGCUCUACUCCACGCAGCUGGACACCAUACUGAUGAAGAAGGCGCUGCCUGGCGAGGAGCGCAACAAGGCUCUGCUGGCCAUCUACAUAAAGAAAGCGCUGGCGGAAUUGAAUCUGUCGAUUAUGAACAAGUGCGAGCAGUACAACGACCAGGCCACCAAGCAUCUCUUUCGCCUCAACAACAUCCACUAUAUCCUUAAGUCGCUGCAGCGCUCGAACCUCAUUGAUUUGGUGACGCUGGCGGAGCCGGAUUGCGAGCACAGCUAUCUGGAAAUGAUACGCGAACUGAAGGCCAGCUAUCAGAAGACCUGGUCCAAGAUGCUGCAGGGUAUCUACUCCCUGGACGAGCUGCCCAAGCCAGUGGCUGGCAAAGUCAAGGACAAGGAUCGCAGUGUGCUCAAGGAGCGAUUUUCUAACUUUAACAAAGACUUUGAGGAGGCCUGCAAGAUACAGCGGGGCAUCUCCAUACCCGAUGUGAUACUGCGCGAGGGCAUCAAGCGUGACAAUGUGGAGCACAUUCUGCCCAAAUACAAUCGCUUCUUCGAGAUGUAUGCCGCCGUGCAAUUUAGCAAGAAUCCCGAUAAAUACGUCAGGUACCGGCCGCACGAGAUAAAUGCCAUGCUGAGCAAACUCUUCGAUGACUCCGCCUAGAUGUGGUCGCGUGGCCAGGAUUCCAGUGCAUUCCGUUUGCUCGUAAGUUCGUUCGUUUCGUUUCGGUUCGGGGGGUUUAAUUCAAAACUCAAUAAAUAUCGCUUUAAAAAAAUACAAUACA